GUUUUGCUAAUUAUAUUAUUGUUAUUCUUUUUUGAAUGACCAGAAGCGCAAUGUGAUUUGGGAUUUUGCUUUCUUUUUGAAUCCCAUCAUUUCCCUUCACAAAGGCAUCAUGAAUUCUAUAAGGGAAGGUUGUUGGAGUCCUCUGUUGGAGGGAUAAAGAAUGGAAUCAAAGAACAUCACCACCACUGUGACAGAAUUUGUCCUGUUGGGCCUGACACAGAGCCACAAGGUGCAGUAUUUUCUCUAUGUGAUCUUCUUUCUCAUCUAUGUGAUGACCUGGCUGCUGAACUUCACCAUCAUGGCCACUGUGGCUGUGGACCGCCACCUCCACACCCCCAUGUACUUUCUCCUGGCCAACCUCGCCUUCCUUGACAUCAGUGACUCCUCAGUCAACACUCCCAAGCUGCUGUCAGGCCUCCUCACCCAGCACAAAGUCAUCUCCUUCCACCAGUGCUUCCUCCAGAUGUUCUUCUUCCAUUUCAUUGCAGGUGCAGUGGCAUUUCUGCUCCUGGCCAUGAUGGUGGAUCGCUACGUGGCCAUCUGUGAGCCCCUGCGCUACCUGUGCAUCAUGAGCUGGAGCACCUGCACAGGCCUGGUGGCAGCUGCGUGGCUGGGUGGGUUUCUCCAUUCCAUCACACAAACUGGCCUUCUCCUCCAGCUGCCAUUCUGUGGCCCAAAUGUACUGGACAAUUUCUACUGUGACAUCCCCCAGGUCAUCAAACUGGCCUGCACUGACACUCGCGUGGCUGAGCUGCAGAUGGUGUUUAACAGUGGAAUGAUCCUCAUCAGCCUUUUUGUGAUCUUGAUUAUUUCUUACAUUGUCAUCUUGCUGAAGAUAAGGACGUGCAUCACGGAAGGGAAGAGAAAAGCUCUGUCCACCUGUGGAACACAGAUAACUGUUGUGAGCUUAAUAUUCAUCCCCUGCAUCCUCACCUAUGCCCAGCCUUAUAAGAAAUCCCCUGGGGACAAGGUGGCCUCUGUUGUUUUCACUGUGGUCACCCCAAUGCUAAACCCAAUGAUCUACACACUCAGAAACACUGAGAUGAAAAAGGCCAUCAGGAGAACGCUGGGGAAAAUAUUUCUGUCAGCAGGAAAGCAGAAACCGGAGCGGACAGCAGAUCCAAAGUUAUCAAAUGUGAUGCUCCCAUGACAAAACUGUGCUCAUCACUGAUAUUCCUGUGUAAAAGAAUGUGAGGUGCCCCUGACUCUGGGAAUGAUUGGUGUCUGACUCUAUUGAUUCAGAAUGCUGAACAAUUGCUUUAAUAGACUAUACUAUAUUACACUGGAUAAAGUUUUCUUUGUCCCUUCAGUGUUUUGGUUGUUUCUGGCACCAUCAAAUCUGGUGUUCCCAUGACAAAAUUGUUCAUCACUGAUAUUCCUGUGUAAAAGAAUGUGGGGUGCCCCUGACUCUGGGGAUGAUUGGUAUUUGACUCUAU
Molecule: messenger RNA, 1436 nt
Organism: Zonotrichia leucophrys gambelii
Lineage: Eukaryota; Metazoa; Chordata; Aves; Passeriformes; Passerellidae
Product: olfactory receptor 4D9-like
Exons: 2
Coding region: 161-1150 (329 amino acids)
Biological process (GO): G protein-coupled receptor signaling pathway
Cellular component (GO): plasma membrane
Molecular function (GO): G protein-coupled receptor activity; olfactory receptor activity
Source: RefSeq, a predicted model, not a curated record